AUGUAUCACAAGCAGAAAUUCUCGCCUAUGAACCUCCUGCUGCUCAAAUGCAGUAUGCCGGCCAAAGCGUUGUAUCAAUGCAACGCCUCGACGAGAAUCCGCUCAAACCUGUACGCCAGCAAAGCUAUGUGGAAAGCCUUUGCGGCGCUAUGGAAAGGUUCUUUGAUUGCAAGUCAUAUUCCACUGCUAUGGGCUCUUCUGUGUAGUGGACUUUUUACGGUAUCGCAGAAAAUACGAUCGCUGCUGCCAUGUCAUUUGAGAUGGCUUAUAAUCUGGUCGCAGAAUGGGCUAGGCCAUACAGAGGAAAUGUCUCAGGAGGAGAAGGUUGAGCAAGAAUUACAGGCGAAGCAAGCGGAAAGUGAAGCUAUUGCGGCCAGGGUGAAGCACGAGGAAGACGAAAGACAGAAGCAGUUGGACCAGUUAGCUCCACAACCCGUGAUCUCGGACAAGCCCCCUUUCCCUGGAAUGAAAAGUCAUGCUCAAAACAACAUUGGGAUGGACGGCUGCUGCGGUCUAUGGCACCAUCGAGAUUUCCCCUUCAAUGAACUGUCUCUCAGUCGGGACAUCUUGGAAGACGUGGAUAUCUUUGACUCUCUGAACUCCUCAGGGGGUGGAAGUGAAGAUAGCAGUGUGGAUGACUUGGAGCCUGAUUUCAAAUUGGCAAACAAAGACAUCCUGAAUCACUUCGAAGACUUGGAUAAAGAGAUAAGCAAGUUUAUGAAAUCCGAGUCGCCGCCAUUUGAGAAUUUAUUUGGAGGCUAUAGUUUAUCAAGCCUUUCACCACGUCCUCGAACUACCGUAAUUUCUUCGCUACUGGAGCGAAAAUCAACACUAACUGGUCUCACCGAUACGAAAUCAACAGAUCCAGAACCGGAGCCGGCGACCAAAUGGAGCUCACACAUGCAACUCGUCACCUUCCGAGCCACGGCUGAUAAGAUCGUAGAAGACUAUCUUGAAUGUAAAGGCGUGAAGCUUUACAGUUAG
This is a messenger RNA of Talaromyces marneffei, 984 nucleotides long. RefSeq lists its product as uncharacterized. Bases 1 to 984 code for a protein of 327 amino acids. Lineage: Eukaryota; Fungi; Ascomycota; Eurotiomycetes; Eurotiales; Trichocomaceae. The transcript has 2 exons. The record is from RefSeq and is a predicted model, not a curated record.